This is a messenger RNA of Hippocampus zosterae (dwarf seahorse), 4573 nucleotides long. It is a transcript of the gene srgap1a, whose product is annotated as SLIT-ROBO Rho GTPase activating protein 1a. The record is from RefSeq and is a predicted model, not a curated record. Gene Ontology annotation, molecular function: protein binding. Gene Ontology annotation, cellular component: cytoplasm. NCBI's taxonomy places the organism in Eukaryota, Metazoa, Chordata, Actinopteri, Syngnathiformes, Syngnathidae. The transcript has 22 exons. Bases 456 to 3797 code for a protein of 1113 amino acids. Gene Ontology annotation, biological process: negative regulation of cell migration; signal transduction.
CCGUGUGUGCUGCAGUCGGCCUGCCUACUUGUCUGCCUCAAGCCUGUCGGGAGUUAGAAGAGGGAGAAACCUUCCAGGGAAAGCGAGGCGGGGCGAGGUAUUUGCGUGUGUCCCUACUCCGAACCACUCAAACCGGACAUAGACUCCAAUUCGAGCACCCCCACCCGAUGCGGCUUUGGGGCACGACUUUUCUACGCGGUGCAAAUUGCAGAUGAUGCUCUGCUACCGAGCCCAAAGAAACUUACGUGAUUGUAUUUUUUUCGUGCCGUGGUAGCGCGAGGCUACCCUGGGAGUUGUGAGGAUCUACUGUUUGGAAUAGGAUUGCGCAUCGCCAACCAACCCGCUAAGAAGGGAGAUUAUCAAUGAAGAACUAAGCAACUGGACGAGUCCACUGUUGUAACCCUCCCGCUUCUCGACAAGCACUUUAAAACACAUUAUUUUACCAGCAAGUGGAGAUGUCUUCGCCGAGGUUUAAAAAAGAUAAAGAAAUCAUCGCAGACUACGAGAGUCAAGUGAAAGAGAUCCGGACCCAGUUAGUGGAGCAGCAGAAAUGCAUGGACCAACAGACGGACAUGAGGGUCCAGCUGUUGCAGGACCUUCAGGAUUUCUUCAGGAAGAAGGCUGAGAUUGAGAUGGAAUACUCCAGAAACCUUGAGAAACUGGCUGAACGCUUCAUGGCCAAGACUCGAAGCACAAAGGACCACCAACAAUACAAAAAAGACCAAAAUCUGCUGUCCCCUGUCAACUGUUGGUACCUGCUGCUCAACCAGGUGAGGAGGGAGAGUAAGGACCACGCCACUCUCAGUGACAUCUACCUGAACAAUGUCAUCAUGAGGUUUAUGCAGAUUAGCGAGGACUCCACGCGUCUACUUAAGAAGAGCAAGGAAAUAGCAUUUCAGCUCCAGGAAGACUUAAUGAAGGUCCUUAAUGAGCUAUACACGGUGAUGAAGACUUACCACAUGUAUCACUCAGAAAGCAUUAGUGCGGAAAGCAAACUGAAGGAGGCAGAAAAGCAAGAGGAAAAGCAGAUCGGUAGGGCAGAUCCAGUUUUCAGCAUCCGCACGGAAGACAAAUACCAGAAGCGCAACUCUGUGAAGAAAAUUGAGAAGAUGAAGGAGAAGCGUCAAGCCAAGUACUCAGAGAACAAGAUGAAGUCGAUCAAAGCACGAAAUGAGUACCUUCUGACACUGGAAGCCACCAACUCAUCUGUUUUCAAGUACUACAUUCAUGACCUGUCAGACCUAAUUGAUUGCUGUGAUUUGGGAUACCACGCCAGUUUGAAUCGAGCCCUGCGGACGUACCUGUCAGCUGAAUACAACCUGGAGACGUCUCGCCAUGAGGGUCUUGACAUAAUUGAAAACGCGGUAGACAGCUUGGACCCAAGAAGCGACAGGCAAAGGUUUAUGGAGAUGUUCCCUACGGCCUUCUGUCCGCCUGCGAAAUUUGAGUUUCAGCCUCACAUGGGAGAUGAGGUGGGCCAGAUCUCAAUUCAGCCACCAGUGAAUGGAGAGCUAAUACUGAGGUUCCAGCAGCUGCAGUCUCGCCUGUCUACUCUGAAGAUUGAAAAUGAAGAGGUGAAAAAAACAUCGGAGGCCACUCUCACCACCAUUCAGGACAUGGUGACCAUUGAAGAUUAUGACGUUUCGGAGUGCUUCCAUCACAGUAGAUCCACUGAGUCGGUCAGGUCCACUGUGUCAGAGACAUACCUCAGCAAGCCGAGCAUUGCGAAGAGGAGGGCCAACCAGCAGGAGACCGAGCAGUUCUACUUCAUGAAAUUUCGUGAGUUUCUGGAGGGCAGCAAUCUCAUCUCCAAACUCCAGGCCAAACAUGAUUUGCUGAAGAGGACGCUUGGUGAAGGGCACAGAGCUGACUACAUGACCACAAGACAUCCCAAUGGCCUGUACAAAACCCACACAGGCACCAGGCGGGCUAGACCCCGCUCUGUUUUUAAUGUUAGGUUAUUUAAUGGAAAUAUGGAGUCGUAUAUCAAGGAUUCUGGGCAAGCUAUUCCUCGUGUGGUUGAGAGCUGCAUUCGUUACAUAAAUUUAUAUGGCCUCCAGCAUCAGGGAAUAUUUCGGGUAUCUGGUUCUCAGUUGGAAGUCAAUGACAUUAAAAAUUCAUUUGAAAGAGGAAAUGACCCUCUGGUAGAUGAUGAGAAUAAUCAUGACAUCAACUCGGUGGCAGGCGUGCUUAAACUCUACUUCCGCGGCCUGGAGAACCCUCUUUUCCCCAAAGAUAGAUUCAGUGAACUGCUAUCCUGCAUCCGAAUAGAAAAUCUAUACGACAGAGCACUGUACAUCCGCAAGAUCCUCCUGACCAUUCCCCGAUCAGUCCUUGUUGUGAUGCGCUACCUCUUUGCCUUUCUCAACCACCUAUCUCAAUAUAGUGACGAGAACAUGAUGGAUCCAUACAACUUAGCCAUUUGCUUUGGCCCGACGCUCAUGCCUACUCCAGAGAGCCAGGACCAGGUCUCCUGCCAGACCCACGUCAACGAGAUCAUCAAGACCAUCAUUAUUCACAAUGAGACAAUCUUUCCUGAUACCAAAGAACUGGAUGGUCCAAUCUAUGAGAAGUGUAUGGCAGGAGGAGAUUAUUGUGAGAGCCCCUACAGUGAGCACGGAGUACUGGAGGAGGUGGACAAUGAAGUAGGCACAGAGACGCACACCAGUGAGGAUGAGGGUGAGCCUAUUGAAGCCAUUGCCAAGUUUGAUUACGUCGGGCGCUCUUCCAGAGAGUUGUCCUUCAAGAAGGGUGCCUCACUGCUGCUCUACCAGCGAGCGUCAGAAGACUGGUGGGAGGGGCGGCACAACGGCAUCGACGGCCUGGUGCCGCACCAAUAUAUUGUGGUCCAGGACAUAGAUGACAACUUCUCGGACACGCUGAGCCAGAAGGCUGACAGUGAGGCUAGCAGCGGCCAUGCCGCGGAGGAUAAAUGCUCAGGGAAAGACAUCAGUUCACCCACUGACAGCAGGAUCUCUGAGGCCUUCAUCACCAGCAGGCACAGAAAACGAUCAGACCCACCGUCCCGCCACCCCCCUGCACGCCCCAACGACAGCCACUGCAUGAUGCACUCCUCCCAGCAAGGUCAUCCUAGACACGGAGGCACGCCCGAGAUGGGCUCCCCAGUCCUAGGACACAUCAGUCCACGCGACAUGCUACGGAGCCGUAACCAUUUGCCGGCGGACAGCCCCGAGCGUCUGCGCCGCACCGGCCAUGGCAGUCUGACCAACAUCAGCCGGCACGAGUCCCUGAAGAAGAUGGAAAGCCCGCCCAUUCGUCGCUCCACCUCAUCGGGCCAGUACACGGGCUUUAGCGAGGCUCACCUCCACCACCACCAUCACCACCACCACCACGGCGGCAAGCCCCUGGACCCGGAGACCAUCGCUCAGGACAUCGAAGAAACCAUGAACACUGCUCUGAACGAGCUGCGGGAAUUGGAGCGCCAGAGCUCAGUCAAGCACGCCCCCGACGUGGUACUGGACACGCUGGAGCAGAGGCAAGCCGUGAGCGGGGGCGGGGGUCCCACGCCGGACAGCUCCAGGGAGUCCCUGGGCCACCCCAUCCACGGCGUCAUGCUGAGGUCCACCGCCAACACGGAGCCGCCAUUCCGCCGCAGCGCCGGCUCAACCAGCGACAGCAUGAGCACCUUCAAACCCGCCGUGAUGCCUCGCAUGGGCGUGCAGCUUAAGCCGCCCGCUUUGAGACCCAAACCGAUGGUACUUCCAAAGUCCAGUCAGGUAUCGCAGCCUCCUCCGACGUUGCCUCAGGAUCCUCUGGACAAAUCCUGCACCAUGUAACAUUUGGGAUGCAAAAGAACCAGCGACUUCCACAACAGAUACUUUAGGUUCCCCAACACCGGCCUUUCAGAGUGUAAAGUAUAGUCACAGCCUUGAAGUUUGAAAAAAUAGAGUUGUAAUUAAAGGUCUUAGCGCAGUGUGUUAAGAAUGAACUUGAACAACAAAUCACAAAAGCUUCCCAUAGUCCCACAUAAAGUGUGCACUAGUUAGGUUAGCGGUUGUAAGGUGGAUACACCAUGGUGCAUGUAACGUUUUUCAGUCAGGCUCGAAACCAGGCGGGCGCAAUGUUGUCUUUUUACCUAGCCCUAGUUGCCAUUGUGACGCUGGUGUGAUGAGGACUGAAGUGCUGCUUGACCUGAUUGACUUUGCGGUUCUCUGUUCAGAAAUGAAUCGGUGAUGUGCAGUGCAACAGACGUCAUCUGGUGUGUGGUUUUGCUUUUGGACAAUUCGAGAAAACCAUUGCAUCUCCAUAUGUUUUGCAUAGAUGCCAUCUAAAGUAAGCAUUACUCCUAGAAAGCGGGUGAACAGUUGGAUGUGCAUUCUAAUGUUUAGAGGAGGUCAAAUCCAGUUCACUAAUCUAGGCUAUUGUGGAUUCUAGCUUCAUCCUGAAAUGUCUCCCGUUCAUCGAUUAUUGCUAGUAGUGUAUAUGAAAUGCCAAUGUGAUGUGGAAUGCAAAUUUGUAUCUUAGUUGGCAUUCAUAUCUGAAGACAAAUUGAAGCAUGGCAGUGGACGUUCAGAAGGACACACGAUAUGUACACACAGGAGUGCCAUGUGGG